This is a messenger RNA of Theobroma umbraticum, 1575 nucleotides long. It is a transcript of the gene SIC, whose product is annotated as hydroxyproline-rich glycoprotein family protein. Lineage: Eukaryota; Viridiplantae; Streptophyta; Magnoliopsida; Malvales; Malvaceae. The record is from RefSeq and is a predicted model, not a curated record. Gene Ontology annotation, biological process: mRNA splicing, via spliceosome; miRNA processing.
UGCAUUUGCAAUCUCUCAUGGACCAAAGGAACUACUGUAGCCAGCUCAAGCCGGUUGUCUCACUCCAAGCCCAAUCCAUUAAUGAUUUAGGAAAAUGGAGGGAGUGCGCGGGGGAAACAAAGAAGAAAAUUUCUGCAAAACCGAACUCUAAAAAUACAGUGAAAUUAUACAACUUUGAUCAUAUAAUCGUCGUUUUGAACUCACAGAUAAAUGGAUGAAUCUGAGAAAAGAAAGGAAAGAUUGAAAGCAAUGCGCAUGGAAGCUGCUCAGUCUGAAGUUCCUAAUAAUGUUGAGACUUCUUCGGUGCCAGGCCGCCUUUCUAACCCAUUAAGUGAGACAUCAUCAACUGUGACAGUGCAGGAAGCCUUUUGUGCAACUCCACGAUUUGACUAUUACACUGACCCUAUGGCAGCAUUUUCUGCUAACAAGAACAGGGGCAGGGCAGAUAAUCAGAGUACACAAAAUUAUUUUACUCCCCCAACUGCUAGUGGCUGGCCGGUGGCAAGGGUUUCACCAUCCCAUCCAGGACCAAGGAACUAUGAUAUGAAUCCACAUGUCCGUGACAUGCAGAGCCAGUAUUCACUUGAUCAGAGAAUGUACCAUCAACUAGGUCCUCAUAGCAACUUUGCUGCUCAUAGAAGCCCAAUAACAAGUCCUUCACACAUGCAUCAUGGCAAUCCUGAUGCUUGGAAUGGGUCCCAAGCAUUUGCUAAUUAUCAUAGUUCUGCUUCAGAUGGAAGCCCAAGAGGAAUGUUUGGUACUCCUCCGAUGCAUCCUGGAACUUCUCCUAGAGUCUGGAAUCCCUCUAAUGCAUCAUGGGACAGUAAUUCACCUACCCCUGGCUUUUCACCAGCUGAUAUCCCUUAUGGAAGAGGCAGGCCUCAACAGUUUGGUAACUAUCCACUCCCCAGUCCAGGACAUGGAGGCAGUCUUGGUCCUAGCCUAGGACGAGGCAGGGGACGUGGAUAUGGUGGCAGCAUUACUCAUGGAAUUGGAAGGAGUGGCAGACAAGGGCUAGGUUUUCAUGGUCAUAGUUCAGCAUCAAACAGAACGAUGGGGCCAGAGUCUUUCUAUGAUGAAUCCAUGUUGGGAGACCCUUGGCAGCAUUUAAAACCUGUUCUAUGGAGGAGAAGGGAAGCUGGAAUGGAUAGUUUGAGUAACCCUGACUCUUCAAAUGCCUGGCUUCCAAAAUCCAUUAGUGCAAAAAAGGCGAAAGUGUCAGAAGCUUCAAACAAGUUUAAUUCUCAACCGAGUCUUGCAGAAUACCUUGCUGCUUCAUUCAAUAAAGCUGUUGAGGAUACACCAAAUGAAUGAAAGUUGUGCGCUUUUGAAAUGAGAGCCAUGUAGAAGGUAUCUGUCAUGACAAUUUAGCUGAUAAUUGGAUGCACAUGUAGAUGCUUGAGGGUGGUGCUGGCUGAAGGCUUAAAGAAGUUUCCAUAUUCACUAUUAGAAUGUAGUUCAGAGAAAGUAUUCCUUAGACCAACAUGUUAUAAUCGUCAGAAUUAAUAGCUUCUAUCAACUUUUAAUGAAGCUGCAUGUCUUUGAUUUCUUUCUUUCUUUUUUAUAAGAAUAUCU